AAUUCCAUUCUUCCCGGAAGUGUCAUCCCCGCUUCUCUUGGUGAUUUGGAAUGGACGCUUAUUAUGGGUGGAAAAUAGAAACCACUUAGCCGUCUCCUGUAUUUUAUUUUAAUUACUUUAUUAUCUUGGAAGAAAACAAAAACACUCUCAAUAUGACAAAUGCAUACUCCUUCGACGGCAUCCUCGUAUUCGGACUUCUCUUCAUUUGUACUUGUGCGUACCUGAAGAAGGUUCCUCGCCUCAACAGCUGGCUGUUAUCGGAAAAAAAAGGCGUGUGGGGCGUCUUCUAUAAAGCGGCGGUUAUUGGUACCCGGCUUCAUGUCGCCGUGGCGCUGUCCUGUUUGUCUAUGGCUUUCUAUUUGGUCUUCUUGAAAUGACACCGGCGAAGCCAGGUCAUGGACACUGUUCGGACGUUGAAGCCCGGAGCACCGGAGGGAACGUCGUCCCGGAGAACCCUAGCGUCGGGAUGCACUCAGACACUGCUCUGCAUUCCUACUUCUUACCCGUUCCUUAAGUUCUAACCAUCUAGUCCUUUAUAUUUCCUCAUAUCAUAAUUCGUUAUUGGAGGGAGCUGCGUCUAAAGAAGGAACUGUGAUUAAGGAUGAACGAUUUACCAGUAUGAAUAUUUAGCCUCUACUUCCUGGUUUAACUCGGUGUCAUGGCUGAACAUGAAAUUGUCUAGAAAUGAAGAAAGACACUAUCCUCUCUCUCUCUUUCUCUCUUUUACAAAUCGAUUCAGUUUUUCCGAGACACAGUGAUUAAUAUGGCUGCGUUUUUGUUAAAUCUUGUAAUUUAACAAAGUUUAAAAGGUUCAACAAGAUGUCAUGACGUGCCAGUCCUCAGAUUGAUCGCUUUGGUCAUGCAGGCAAUUUAUCUAAAUUGGACGGACAGAAAAAAAAAGGAAAAGUCUCAAUGCAUUCAUUUUGCCCACACUGGCUUGGAUUUGCAUGUUAUAUUAAUAUGCGUUCCUCUCGUGCCCGUUAAUUCUACGGUUUAAGCUUCUUCAGUGCAAAUAAAUUAGAUUUGUUUCUCCUAUUUUCUUCUGUGGUCUAAAUAUUAUAUUAUAUUAUAAUGGAGAUAUUCUACAGUACAGCAACAUCAGUGCAAUGUAAAGUCCCAGAGGUUGGUGUUUGUAAAUAUACUGUAUAAGAAAUAGUAAAUAGUCUAAUAUUAAUUAAAGAAAAUUUUCAAUCGGGAUGGGAUUUUCUUUUUCUAACACAUUAAGCAAUCUGUCAUCUUAUUCAGUCGACUGCAAAUCCGACUUUUAACAAAUGAAAACCCUUUCACUAAGACCGUAUCAUGAUGCCAAAACGGGCAUAGUUCUGAGAUUGUUGUGCGGAUUGGACGCUCACAGCCUGUUACUGUCUGUGAAAUAAAUCUGAAAUUCUGUGCACUCAUGUAAAUCUCAUGCUCGUAGUUUUUUUUCUGUGCACUGCCGUCAUUAUGGAGCAGUAUUGCUGGUUGUCAUCAGAAAAUUUUAGUACCCUUGUUCACUUUGUAUUUAAAUUGAAUUAAAUAAAGAAUAAUAAUAAGCCCUUUA
This is a messenger RNA of Clarias gariepinus (North African catfish), 1540 nucleotides long. RefSeq names its product transmembrane protein 167B (gene tmem167b). The record is from RefSeq and is a predicted model, not a curated record. The coding region runs from base 153 to 377 and encodes 74 amino acids. The transcript has 3 exons. Lineage: Eukaryota; Metazoa; Chordata; Actinopteri; Siluriformes; Clariidae.